Molecule: messenger RNA, 4021 nt
Organism: Onychostruthus taczanowskii (white-rumped snowfinch)
Lineage: Eukaryota; Metazoa; Chordata; Aves; Passeriformes; Passeridae
Gene: THAP12
Product: THAP domain containing 12
Exons: 5
Coding region: 923-3028 (701 amino acids)
Molecular function (GO): protein dimerization activity
Source: RefSeq, a predicted model, not a curated record
CUGCCUGUGGGCAGGGUGCGGCUGUGCGUGAGGCGGUGCAAUGGGAUGUAUGGCUGUGAGAGAUGGGGGGCAGCUGGAGGGCUCGGCGAGGGGAGCCCUGCACUGUGAGGGGCCCGCGCAGGCUCAGCACUGGUACAGGCAGUGAAGGUCCAUCAGUGGUGCUCUGUUUAUUAGAUGCGGUGCUGCACGAUGAGGCGUGUGCGUGGCAAGUGGGACACCCCUGCGGCGGGGAGGGACUGUCACAGGAUUGCUAGGAUGGUAGCAAAGCAUCAUGACCAACAGCAGAGGUGAUGGGAGAAAUUCCCAAUAGGUGAAAAGCAGGGGUGGUGUACUGGUAGAGCAAAAAGUGUGUGAGUGAGACACAGUGAAAAAUAAAUCACGCACUUAGACGUAGAAACCCCCAUGUGAAGGUUCACCCUUAAAUCAAGAUGACACUCUUAAAAUACUUGGUUUAGCAUGAUGCUCACAACAUUGAAUGGGGCACAGACAUAGAGCAAUACCAGUUACUCUUUUCUAACAGUUGGUAGUUAAGGCUGGGUUUUUCAUGAUUUAUACAUGAUAUUUACUAUCUUCCUUGAAGCUGCUUGACCUGAUUUUUGGAAAAAUCAAAACCCCAUGGGAAUUAUGCAUAUGUAGUAUUUUCUAAGGAAACAGACCCUCCAAGCAAUUUCAAAUGAAGAUACAAAAAGCUUAUAUAGGUAGUAGCUGCUCUCUCUCUAAAGUUGUACUUUUGUAUAUGUUAUGAAGUUCUCCUGGAUGAAUGCAAGGCCUUGCUGUAAAGGCUAUCCAGACCUCCUGAUGUCUAGUACAUGCAAGAUGUCAGAGAUGGGUAGAGAACUGUCGAAGGGCAGAUUUAGAAGAUAAGACUCCAGAUCAACUCAACAAGCAUUACAGAUUGUGUGCUAAACACUUUGAGACUUCUAUGAUAUGCAGAAGUAGCCCAUACAGAACGGUUUUACGGGAUAAUGCUGUGCCAACUAUAUUUGAUCUUACAAGUCACCUGAACAAUCCCCACAGCAGACAUAGGAAAAGGAUAAAAGAGCUGAGUGAAGAUGAAAUAAGAACAUUGAAGCAGCAAAAGAUUGAUGAUGCUUUUGAACGGAAACAGGCAACUCCAGAAUCAAAUGAAAACAAUGAGCAAAAUACUGUCUCAGAGGAAGGAGGGGAAGAACAAGAGGAAAAAGCUGUUCCCUUAACACUGGAAGAAAGAGAAAACAAAGAUUACCUGAAAUCAUUAUUUGAAAUUUUGAUCUUAAUGGGUAAACAGAAUAUUCCAUUGGAUGGCCAUAAUGUUGAUGAACUUCCAGAAGGUAUUUUUACUUCAGAUAACUUUCAGGCUCUACUGGAAUAUAGAAUAAAUGGUGGCGAUGAAGUUCUGAGGAAACGAUUUGAGAUGACUGCAGUCAACCUUGAGUAUUGUUCAAAAACUCAGCAGAAACAAAUGCUUGAGAUCUGUGAAAACUGUGUUAGAGAGGAGACACUGAGGGAAGUAAGAGACUCGCACUUCUUUUCUAUUGUCACCGAUGAAGUAGUAGACAUAGCAGGAGAGGAACAUUUGCCAGUGCUGGUGAGGUUCGUUGAUGAUUCUCACAAUCUAAGAGAAGAAUUCAUAGGGUUUUUACCAUAUGAGGCUGAUCCUGAAAUUUUAGCUGUUAAGUUCCACACAACUAUUACUGAAAAGUGGGGUCUAAACAUGGAGUACUGUCGGGGUCAAGCCUACAUUGUCUCCAGUGGAUUUGCUUCUAAAAUGAAAGUUGUGGCUACAAGACUCUUGGAAAAGUAUCCACAAGCUGUAUAUACGCUGUGUUCCUCAUGUGCCUUAAAUGUUUGGCUGGCAAAGUCUGUUCCUGUUGUUGGUGUUUCCAUUGCAUUAGGAACAAUUGAAGAAGUUUGCUGUCUUUUUAACCAGUCUCCACAAUUACUAGUAGAACUGGACAACACAAUUUCUGCUCUUUUUCAGGACAAUGAUGAAAAGGGUAAUGAGUUAAAGAAGAUCUGCCGUUCUCACUGGACAGGCAGGCAUGAUACUUUUGAGGUAUUAGUGGACCUCCUGCAAGCGCUGGUACUGUGCUUGGAUGCUGUGAGCAGUGACUUUUCUGUCAGGUGGAACAACUUCAUUGUUGGUCGAGCAUUUGUACUUUCAAGUGCACUAACAGAUUUUGAUUUCAUUGUCACUAUUGUAAUUAUGAAAAAUGUUCUGUCUUUUACAAGAGCAUUUGGAAAAAAUCUCCAGGGACAAACAUCAGAUGUGUUCUUUGCAGCUGGCAGCUUAACAGCAGUAUUGCACUCUCUGAAUGAAGUGAUGGAGAAUAUUGAAGUUUACCAUGAAUUUUGGUUUGAGGAAGCCACAAAUUUGGCUACAAAACUGGAUGUACAAAUUAAACUCCCAGGAAAAUUUCUCAGGGCACAACAGGGGAACUUCGACCCUGAUAUGACAUCAGAAAAUUACUACAAAGAAAUCCUAAGUGUCCCAACAAUAGAGCACAUUAUUCAAGAAUUAAAAGAUAUUUUCUCAGAACAACAUUUAAAAGCUCUUAAAUGUUUAUCAUUAGUGCCCUCAGUCAUGGGACAGCUCAAAUUCAAUACGUCUGAGGAGCAUCAUGCUGACAUGUUCAAAAAUGACUUGCCCAAUCCAGACACACUUUCUGCUGAGCUUCACUGUUGGAGAAUCAAGUGGAAGCACAGAGGAAAAGAUAUUGAACUUCCAGCUACUAUUUAUGAAGCACUUCACUUGCCUGACAUAAAGUUUUUCCCUAAUGUUUAUGCAUUGCUUAAAGUCUUGUGCUUACUUCCAGUGAUGAAGGUGGAGAAUGAGAAAUACGGAAUAGGACGAAAGCGCUUAAAGGCAUACCUGAAAAACACCUUGACAGGGCAAAGGUCAAGCAACCUUGCUUUGCUGAACAUAAACCUUGACAUAAAACAUGACUUAGAUUUGAUGGUGGACACUUACAUUAAACUCUAUCCAGAUAAAGUGGAAUUUCAAGACUGUACUCCUUCAAACAAUUCUGAAGUAACAGAUGAUGCCUAACGUUUUAAGCUCUAACCAAUCUAUUGAAACAGCUUCUUCUUAAUUAAGUUUCAAAGCUGGGGAGAAAAACUGGUGAAAUCUUAAAAAAUCACUGCAAUUGUGUUUUCAUUUUAGGCCUUGGACUGAACAAGCUGUUGUCAAAGACCUAAAUUAUGUGUUAUUAGUCCAUACUAAAUGUGUUUGGCAAACAAAAUCAAGCCUGACACAAGCCCAUGCCCUUGGCAGAGGUGCUUUCUACAUCUGAUUGGCUUAACUAGGUGCUCGUUUACUUUAUUGCGUCGUGAAAAAAGUACAUUAUGAUUGUAGAUCUGAUGGGGCUGUUACAUAUUCAUUGAUUAAUUAGGAUAAGAAAGAAAUUCAGACUAUUAAAAAGAGUAUAAUCUAUUUCAGUUCUGUUACUUAGGAUUUUUUUAAAAAACCCAAACUUUUAAGAAGAAGUCUUUGAUGUAUAUUUAAGUGGCAUUUUGGAGAGUGGAUUCAGCUAUUGCACGAUCCCCAUGCUGUGGACAGGUCUCGGUGUAAAGUGAAUGUCAGUGAUAUAGGGGUACGUUUAUGGUUUUGUUGGAAGAGUCAACCUCUUUAAUCUCUUGAUGACUGUUUACAUUCCUUUGUGUCAGACACAAAAGUUUUUUCUUUAGGCUUAACAGGCAUGGCAGGAGUAUUUAAGUUCUUAAAAGACAAUAAAAACUUAAAAUUUAUUCCACAAACGUUUAAAUCUGUUUGCUCUGCCCCAACUCUGAUGCAAACACCAUCCAUCUUAUAGUAUGUUUAUUUGUAAACUCAUUCUGGAAAGAUUAAAAUAAGAGUUUGUUGUUUGUCUAGAAGUAAGAUUGGAAAUAUUGCUGUUAUUUUUGGUGAGAAUGAAACAUUUUUGUACAGUUUAUGGAAAUUUAAAAUAAAAUGUGAAUUGCUUUUUACAUAGCAUUGGAUUUCCUAGUAAAGCUGUGCCUCAAAUAUAUUCUGUAAAGGUGCCUUUUUAUUUUAGCAAUUUUU